AUGGCCGAAAGAAAAGCAUUUAAUAUAAUUAAAGCUAUUCCAAUCGUUGGACAAGCAUACGGUGCUGUACGAAGUGUGGUUUAUGCAGCGAAAGGUGACGUGUAUGAAGCAAAGCAUUCUGUUGCAAUGGAUUUAGCAGAUUUAAAUCCAUUAAGAAUACCAAAGAAUCUUGCACAUGGUAUCGCAAGUGUAACGAAUGACCUUGAUUCAGGUGUUUGGAUUGGUCGACGACCUAUUGGUGGUCAACCUCUUGGACUUAAUAUUACUCCUGGUAUUGAUGGAACUCAUUGGUGUAUUCAGAUCAAUGGAGUAAUUUAUCAAUUAGGAUUGAAUAAAAAACAUGAAAUUAAAAUUCGUGUAAGUUCAAAAAAUGAAAAAAGUUCAUUGUACGAAAACGAUUGUAAGGAAUACUCAUGGUAUCUUCUCCAGAAAGAAUUACCAGAUUUUGAUCCUGAAGUAUUAAGAAUUUUUGCAAAAUCGCACGAAGAACGAGAAUAUAGAUUAUUAAUUGCAAUAGGUGGAAAAAUGAAUUGUCAAUCGUUCACAACCAGAAUGUUCGCUGCUGCAGCUAAUAUACCAAUUGAAAAAGCACGAACUAUUAUGCUUACUGUCUUACCAAAUCUUUUAUUUUGA
Molecule: messenger RNA, 633 nt
Organism: Adineta steineri
Lineage: Eukaryota; Metazoa; Rotifera; Eurotatoria; Adinetida; Adinetidae
Source: the annotation of a GenBank genome assembly